GUGACGGCUGUGCUAUGGCGUGCUGCACGCGCUGUGCAUUCUCACGUCGGGCUGCUAGUUUUCGGGCGAGUUUUCGGCAGCGUGUCAGUUCUGUCACCUCAGCUGGCAAGGGCCAACCGCCACCCAGAAGUAGGCGAAGCUGCUUGACGUGCUUGCACCCGUAGACAGGAAGUGAUGAAUCCCGGCUUGUCACCAGUGUACUUUGUGUGUACACUGUGUACAUUGUGGGACUUUAUACUGACUCUUGUUUCCGAGUAGAUAGUUCGACUUGCGUAACCAUUUCCCGCUUUGGGCGAGAACAAUAUCUGUGAGGAAGUUACUUAUUGUGUUGUUCACCCUUUUGGCUUAGGGACUUUAUCCACGGCUGUAAGAUAUGAAAUAGGAGGCGGUCGACAACAAAGAAAAGAGCAAAGGAGUAUUUAAAAAACAAUCGUUAUUCUUCUGCGGUAUUGCUGACGUGUUGGACAUGGCAGUCAGUCCCGAAAGACCACAUCCGGGGGGUGGAGAUGGAAGUGCAGCACGGGAGGGGACGGCUCCAGUCAAGUCACAGUUAUCAUCGAAGGCUACGGCCUUUUCUAUCGCCGCAAUCAUCGGCAACAUUGGUGAGGACAAGUCAGAGCGACUUGCUACUGCAGCCAACACAAGAAGUGGCAGCCCCGGUUCUCGAUCUCGGAAAAGAGUAUGGAGAUCACAGAGUGCAGAUGCCCAGCUACGCAACACGCCUCCAUCCAGUUGCUCCACGACCCCAGUCUGCAGCAACAGCAAAAGUAAUGCAAGAGAUGAUGCUUUUAUUUCCGACAAUGCAGUAAAAGAGAGAAACACAAAGGACAAAGACAGCAAGCAAGGGAUGAUUUGUUCUGGAAGCGAAGAAUUAGCGCCAAUUCAGUGUCGUUUGGAGACCAAAGAAUUAUGGGACAAGUUCCACGAACUUGGUACAGAGAUGAUUAUUACAAAGACGGGAAGACGCAUGUUUCCAACACUGAGGGUUUCCUUCAGCGGCCUGGAGCCGGACAGUCGCUACUUCGUACUGAUGGACGUGGUUGGAGUGGACAACAAACGCUACCGCUACGCCUACCAUCGGUCGUCGUGGCUGGUGGCCGGCAAGGCUGACCCUCCGCUGGCCGCGCGCCUCCACCAGCACCACGACUCCCCCGUGUCCGGUGAGCAGCUGGCUCGCCAAACAGUGUCCUUCGAGAAACUCAAGCUGACUAACAACCUCCUGGAUAAAGCUGGCCAUAUUAUACUCAAUUCGAUGCACAAGUACCAGCCACGGAUCCACAUCGUAAAGAAGAGCGACACCACACCGGCACAAGGGCCGAGCACUCUGGAGGGCGAGCUGCAUCGUACUUUCGUGUUUCCAGAGUGUGUCUUUAUUGCUGUAACUGCAUACCAGAACCAGCUGAUCACCAAGCUAAAGAUAGACAGCAACCCCUUCGCGAAAGGCUUCCGAGACUCCACGCGCCUUACAGAAUACGAGAGAUGCGGAAUGGAAACCAUGGAGUCGCUUCUGGCCCAGCAUGCUUUGAGUAGGUCCCCGCUGCGCGCCUACCCGGACCUGGACAGCGAGGAGGCCUUCUUGAAACAUCGCGAGUACCUCGUGUCCAAAGAUGACCAGGCGUUCAUGGAGAAGUACAGCUUUCUGUCGGCGCCCACCUGGUCCCUCUUCCGGCCGGUGUGCUCCACUGCCGCGCCGCCCGCCCCCACCUGUCUGCCAGCAGUACGGCCGCUCUUCUCUCUCUACGGGGGGCUGCUGGGUGUCCAUCCUGGUCACCCCGGAGUGACUUUUCCACACAUGGCCUUCAAUCCACUUGGCCUAGCGGCACAGUCAGCUGCUUUGCAGCAACAGCAUCAGCAACAGCAGGCCAGAGAACUUCUGUUUGCAUCGCCUGCUUCAUCUUCAUCGCCCUCGGCGUCCUCCUCGGCACCAUCUCCGCCCCUCCGUGAAGGGGUACUCAGUGGGGAGGGCAGUGGCGAGUGUGGGCCACAAUACCCCCCAGGGAUGUAUCGCUACCAUCCAUACCUUUUGGAUAAGUAUAAGCCACCCUCAGCACCAAAGGCUGUGGACAGCUGUCGACCCUAGAUGGUUUGUGUUUAGACAGUACAUGGCGCACUGGGCAUAUGUCGCCGCUGAGCGACGAGCAGGCCAAUCACAAACUCGGGUGUCGAAGCACGUGAUCAAUAGAUAUUUGCUUCCUAGGUGACGUCACCGAACCAAAGCCAUGCGAACGUUUGAGUCACUGGCACUGACUAACCCGGAUUGUGCUGUGGGGGGAAAGGGGCAAAGGAUGGCCUUGUUAGCGACUUUAUUUUGUAGGCAGUCACUUCCUCUCCUCUCGUGACUUGCUGAACUGUCCGUUUGUACGACUGCUGGUCGCCACAACUAAGAACGCCAACACCAUGGGGCCGACUGCUUGCUGCCAUGUCUAGCUCUUACCCCCGUGACAAUAUGUACAAAAUAGCACCUGUUAAUUGUAUCAUGAAUGAUCAGUGGAAACUUUAUACAGAAUUCUUUCCUGAUAUGACUUUUAAAAUUGCCUGUAUUAAUUAAACUAUCUUCAUUGGGGUUGUCAUCGUAGCACAGGACUCACAUGUGGUUACAAACGCUGAAACUCAUUAAGCACUUCGACUAUAUUUCAGAUUUUGCGGACAUCUUGAUUCGUGUCCGUCAGAUUUCCAGGUUUUCCUUCCUUUGUUUUAUUUAUUUGUUUGUUUUCUGAUAAUCUUAUAAAAAAAAAUGAUCCUUCUACAAGUGACGACUCUACAAGUCACGUGCUGGGAAUGGCUCAAGCCUCGAAAACAAGACUUGACACUUCCUGAAAAGAUGACAACCUCACAUCAUCGUCAUCAUCAUCGUCUUCGUCGUCAACAUCAUCAAUCAUCAUCAUCAACCAUCGUCAACAACAAAGAUUGUCAGAAGUUGAAGCCCAACCACUCAUCCACCACUACCCCCCCCCAAAAAAAAAAAGUAAAAAAAAGAAAAAAGUAAAAAAAAGUGGUUUAUUUUGGUGUCUCCUGUGCUUUUCGUGAUGAUGUUCCUUGUUUGAGCUUUGUGCCGUUUCACAGUUCUGUAGACCCAGUAGUUCUAUCGACAAACAGUAGCAGAUUAUGGUAUUCACUUGUACAUACCAACUUCAGUGGCAUAAUACAGAGAGUCGUUGGACACACUUGGCGGAGGUCAUGGGACAGAUUUCGUGGUUCUCAGUGCAUGCGCCAUCAUGGUUACCACAAAUGAUAUCUUGAAGGCAUUUUGGUUGGAAUGACAUGGGAAGAUACUUUAUCCUCCAAAACAGAAAAGGAAGAGGUAGGAAUCCCGCAAGACACAGGGUAACAACGGUGUAUACCGAAAAACAUGGCGGAAAAGAGAUUGGUAUCCGGCAUGACAUGCGAUGGCAAGAGUCCUGCAACAUUGUAGGGCAGGACAAGACUGGCAUUCACACAAAAAAAACGGUCUGCUGUCGUGCAUGUCUGAUAAAGAGAUUUUUUCGGGACAAGUAUCUGGUUCAAAUGUACACAGUUUAAAGUGUGGUGAGCAGCAACUGCAUUUCAUUAUUAUCUCUGCAUGCUACAGCCAAACGCGCAUCAUUUCGGUCUUUUCCUAAUGUAUAAAUGCACUUGCACACUAACACAGAAAGAAAACAUCUAUGGGUGCACAGGAAGACAGUCACAACCGACAUCCCCAAGUCUCCACGUGUACACAUAACGACGCUGUUACUUGUUCAUCAUACAAUCACUGUUCACUGUGUGAGUGAACACACAUACACCUUCAUUGCUGCCCUAUAACCAGACUCAAAACGAUUAAUGCACGGUUCCAGUCUCAUCAAAGUGGUCAUCUUUGGUCUCAUUGAGACAGCAAGAGGCCUUGGAUCUGGUACUUGUUUAUGGGGCUAGGCUGGCUCGAAUGUGAUACAAUUAAAUGUCAACACAGCAAAAAAUACCAAGAAUCAACCUAUCAUAUACUCAACUCAGAUAAAUUUUGAGAAAUGAGAAUAUCUCAAACAAUUCAAGCACACCAGAUGUUACUUUACAAGGUAAAAGUUGUAGGACUAUUCAUGUAGCAAAUUGUCAGCGAUUGCCUUGAGGUGUCUACUGAUGUAAGAGGAGAAAAGAACCGGUAGGGAACACGGGAACAAAAUAAACCAACUGUACCUGAAGCCCAUACCCAAACCUCAAAAUGAAAGGAAAAAAUACAAGAAGCGUGCUUUUGGACUUCCUAGUAUUGCAAAGGAGUAAGAAUUUAGCCCUUAACAGAGCUCUGAUUAUAAAUUAAAAGAAGCUACAAAGUUUGAGUAGUGAGACUGAGAGAAAAAGAGAGAGUGAGUUUAAAGCGUUCAUUUCUUUGCUGUGAACUGGAGAAACAAACAUUGCAACUCGUCAGCGUGCAGCCGUCAUGUACCCUUGUCACACGAGGGUGCUGAGUUCUCCAUCCACAUGGGCAAGCUCGGACAUUUGAAUACAAAGCCCGGGGUCUACUUGCUAGGAUGUAAGAUGGCGAAGAUGCUGUAACAGCUCUCCAUCCUCCUUGACAUUACCACCAAGCGGCCCGCUGAAGCCGUUGCUCUUAGACCUGCACUUCACGAUGUCUGCUGACAGCGGAGAACAGUUUCAUUUUCAUGAGUCUCUUGUCGGCAGCUGUACUUCAGUUUCUAAUCACACAAACACGCGAUGAAGUGUCGAAAACUCGACGCGACUAUCUCUCCAGGUGGAGACGUAGAGAUUUACGGGAGUUUUUUUUCCCACCGACGAAAGAUUUACAGAAUGUUUCUGACGUUUCGCCCCUCCUGGGGUGCGAGAUGGGGUAUGCCUUGCAUAUUUCGGGAAGUCUGUAUCACAGACUAGGUAAGACGAGCUAGCAAGACGUUUACUGGUAUUGUAUUACUUUAGGUGCACAGAUACUCGCUGGAGGUGGCAGCGAUAAGGAGGAGAGUGUAUUAAAAACCUACUAGCUACAAGAGCUACCCCAUAAUUCUUCUGCUUGGCAAAAACCCUGAGAUCGGGUGCUGAGUACAAAAGCUGUGUUUACACUGCCUUGGUCACAGAGGUGGGCGAGUGAACGGACUAACAACUACUGGACAAUCAUACCUUAGUCGCCAUCUCCAGCCAACUGCUACUUGUGUUUCUGUUUGUGUGUGUGUGUUUGUGUGUGUGUGUCGCAGAUGUACUUAGAACCCAAGCGAGGACCCCAGUAUGAGUGAAAGGGGUGCACCACAUUUCAUGGUUUAGAUGUUACAAAAUGUGUAUGUAAUAACUACAAAGACUUGAAUUUAUUUGAUUAUUGUAGAUGACAAAGAUUUAGAGCCCAACCUCUAGGUUUUCCAUACAUGACUUUUUCUUUUUUUUAUAUUCCCUCUCUUGCCUUCACCCACCCACCUUCACACGCAUACACAUACACACACAUGAUACACAAAGUACUUACAGUGACAUCAAGUAUACUUAAUCAAAUUAUGUGAGAAUAAACUGUAAAUAUCAAA
Pomacea canaliculata is the source of this 5468-nucleotide messenger RNA. Its product is annotated as T-box transcription factor TBX20-like. Gene Ontology annotation, molecular function: DNA-binding transcription factor activity, RNA polymerase II-specific; RNA polymerase II cis-regulatory region sequence-specific DNA binding. Gene Ontology annotation, biological process: regulation of transcription by RNA polymerase II; cell fate specification; positive regulation of DNA-templated transcription. NCBI's taxonomy places the organism in Eukaryota, Metazoa, Mollusca, Gastropoda, Architaenioglossa, Ampullariidae. Gene Ontology annotation, cellular component: nucleus. The record is from RefSeq and is a predicted model, not a curated record. The transcript is spliced from 7 exons. The coding region runs from base 467 to 2080 and encodes 537 amino acids.